Molecule: messenger RNA, 1645 nt
Organism: Gambusia affinis (western mosquitofish)
Lineage: Eukaryota; Metazoa; Chordata; Actinopteri; Cyprinodontiformes; Poeciliidae
Gene: cd40
Product: CD40 molecule, TNF receptor superfamily member 5
Exons: 9
Coding region: 108-1052 (314 amino acids)
Biological process (GO): inflammatory response; positive regulation of isotype switching to IgG isotypes; B cell activation
Cellular component (GO): external side of plasma membrane; CD40 receptor complex
Molecular function (GO): antigen binding; CD154 receptor binding
Source: RefSeq, a predicted model, not a curated record
CCUCCCCUUUAGUUGUAACUACACACCAUGAGCUUAUAGGCAGCUUAGAGCUGCACAGUUGGUCUGAAGGAGUUACAGCGUGAGAGAUUUCGUCUGUUUUUGUCAUCAUGUUUGGAUCCCAGCUGCUGCUUCUGAGCGUCCUUAUGGGCAUGAGCGCCGCUCAGAGCUUAUGCGACCCUGAGACCCAGUAUGACCUGAAUAAACAGUGCUGCAUGAAGUGUGGACCAGGAACUAAAAUGACAGAUAAUAACUGUGAAACUCCAAAAUGUGAGCCAUGUGGCCCGGAUGAAUAUCAGGAGACAUACACCAUUGAAAACAAGUGUGAACCCCAGCCAUAUUGUGACCCAAAUAAAAACAUGUAUACUGGAGUCCAUGACAGUAAGAAGAAAGCUGUCUGCCUAUGUAAACCAGGGUUCCACUGCUCAAGUGAAUACUGUGAAGUCUGCAGGCCACACAAGCAAUGUGGGCCAGGACAGGGAGUUAAAUCCAAAGGGGAUCAAACACAUGAUACAGUGUGCCAACCAUGUAUGAACGGGACAUUUUCCAAUGAAACCUCCAUGAAUGACCGCUGCAUUGAACACACAAAAUGCCCGCCAGAUUACACUACUGAAGUAGCUGGAACCGACCGAUCUGACACCGUAUGUGUAAAGAAAAGCCGGGUCCAUGUCAUAGUUGGCACAGUGAUGGGAAUCUUUCUAGUUGCAUGUUGUGUAUUUGGAGUGUUUCUGUAUUGUCAACGUAAAUCAAGUUUAGAGAAGGGGAAAAAAUUGGAGUGUAUUGACUGCAUCGGACCGACGGCAAUAUACGGGCCAAACGAAGAAGCCUCACUGUUUCCUGGACCACAGACUCCAGUGGAAAACGAAGACAGAAGCAUCCCUUCUCAAGAAGACGCAAGAAGCUUUACGGCAAUGUCCUUCGGUUCCGCUGGGGAGCACGGAAUUAGUGAGAACGGAAAAAUUGUGUGUUCUGUGGAGGAGGAAGGAAAAAUGGCCCGUCUCCCCCGUCAGGAAUCACAAGUAUCGAGCUCCUCUACCGUCGGCUUCAGUUCGUGAUGUAACUGGGGAGAAUUGGUUGUGUCAUAACGGACUUUCUCGGAGAUAAAGCUGUAUUUAUUGACCCUAAUGUGCCUGUAAAUUUUGCUGAAUUGAUUUACAUGAGGUUGAAUCAUUUGUCGUUGUAUAAUUGCAUGUUGUACUUAGAUGUUCUACUUGUUGCAAUGAAACACAUUAAUGCUGUUGUUCAUGUUUUUGGUGUACUGAAGCACUGUGUUAUUAUAGUAAAAACUGCAUUAAAUUUUAUUCAUGUUUUUAAAGGACAUGUGGUACUUCACCCAAACUACAAAUAAUUUAAGCAGACAUAUUUUACCUUAAAAAUGUAGGGUUAGCUAAGGAAACAGUUUGGCAACAACAACUUUGAGUCUCAGCUCAGCAAAUUUGUUGGUGUAAUAUAAAUUUACCAAAUUAACUAUAGGCAGUUGCAAUUAGACUGCCUUUAUAUAUGUGUUAUAUCUGCCUUAUUAUAUGUGUUUUGAACUAAAAAAUAAUACAUCUAUGCUAAUCUUGCAAGUAACUAUGUUCCAUUAUAGUUAGCAUAGAUGUAUUGUUAUUUUUUAUGGAUAUUUGGUUGUCCUGAUAACAUUAUUACC